CAUUUUACUCGCAAAUGGUUUCAAUACUUGAUCUUUUUCAGCUUUCAUAAGAUACAGAUUUUUGAUACAAACAUGGUUUUUUAGAGAUGCACAUAUCAUCCACAAAGAUGACCUAACAAGUAGUUGUCUUCACUUCCUGACAGCUACACUACUAAACAACAUCAUAUGUUUUACUACACUAUUCUUUUACUGUAUGAAUGUGUCAUUUGCGGUGCUUUAUACUGUAUGUUAAUAUGUUGUCUGAAUGUAUUGUUAUUACCUGUAAUGUAACUCUUAAUAUCAUGCUGUCAUUAUGAUUUUAUUCCACACUGAGUAAUCUGUGACAUGUUGGGAACAUUUGAACAAGCAGUAAACUGUAACUGUAAGUAGAGAACUGCUCUGAUAUUUGUGAAAUUGUCAUUGUGUGACUCAUAGUGUAGGUAGUGGAAAUAACUUGCAUGGAGUUGGGGUAAUGCAGAAGCUGACUCGGGAGAGAAAUGUUCCGUUAGAUAUGUAUGAAAAGAUUGCCCUAUAUUUUCUGAAUGAACAGCCAGCACGGUGCUACUCGUGUCUCCGCUUGAAAUCAUGAUAUCAGAUCAGGGUAACAUGAUGCAGCUUUUCUCGCUAAGGGGUCUCUGACAGUUGAAAGAGACACUUCUGUUUGAAACCCGUGGUUUUACUUUACCACUACAUGCAUGCUGUUUUGCCCUUUCAGAAGUAAACAAGUCUAAUUCCCCCAUAACACCGUGCAGUAAACAUCAGUCGUUGAACCCUGAACCCCUGUGUCGACAAGUAAAUGGGGGAGAUUAUGAGAAUAACAUUUGCCUAUUUUAUAAGUUUCCCUACACCAGUCAAGUUUUUGUUUUUGUUUUUUACAAAUCUCAAGAAACCUCACAAUUUUCCCAAUUUUCACAAUGGCAAAUAGUGCAAUUUUUCACAUAGCUGUUUGCUUUGUAGCUGUGCUGCAGAUUAGUCCGAUCAGAACGGUUUUAAUCAGAUUGCUUUUCACCUUAACUAACUAUUCAAACUAAAUGAUGAAAUAACACACAGAGCACCGUGAUUGUUGCUUUGCUGAUUGAAUGCUUCCAAAUGAAUCACUAGCUGCUGCUUACUCACUGAAAAAAAACAACACUAUUUUACUUGCUUUUUCCUUAUAUUCCAUGUCGUCUCUCUCAGAAACUAAUCAAAGCACCUCUGUGAACUCCAGCGCUUCUGCUCAUACUCUUACUGAUGCUAUCAGAAAUUUAACUUUCAACCCGGGGAGUGAUGUUGACCUGACAUGCAGUAAUAAGACAUGGAAUGAGAUGAUGUAUGUUAUUUGGAAAAUAAAAUUGGAAUACAAAAACUGUAAGAUAGGCUUUAGUAGUACUGGCCAAAGCACAGACACCUGCAGUGAUGGCCGGUCACUCCGAAACACAUCCAGAUCUCAGUCAUACCUGCAUAUCCCAAACUUCACAACUGAUGACGUGGGGGUUUACAAGUGUGAGUCUGCUUACAACGGGGGAAACGAAAAUUAUGUGAUCAACAUGGCUAUCGCAGUUCCUCCCAGUAUAUCAGCCUGGUUAGAGCAAAGGGACAAGAAGAUGGUGGCUGUGUGCAAAGCUGAAGGAGGCAAACCUGCAGCCACCGUCAGCUGGAGUCAUAAGGGAAACUCAACAUCUCUGGAAACGUUGCUUGGCUCAGAAGGAUUUAUUACUGUAGAAAGUCGUCUGGAGCUCACAGAGGACGUGAAUACAGAGAACCUGGCCUGUACUAUCAGGCAUAUAUACUGGGACAAGGAGAGGAUUCUGAUCCCAAAACUCAAAAAAGGUUAUAUUCCUUGGCUGGUCGUCCCUACUGUUGCGGUAGUCUGUGUAUUUUUGGUGGGAUUAUUUUUUGCACAAAAGAAAUUAAUAAUGUGGAGGCGAAGCCAGCAGUCUGACACAUCACAAUCCAAAUCUCCACCGACCGAGGAUGUGGAUGAGGUGGAACCCUAUGCCAGCUAUAUUCAACGUGUUAACUCUAUCUAUAACUGAGCUGCGGAUUUGUUAACAGAAAAAGCCUACACACACACACACACACCUAAAUCUACAAGGCUGUUUUUGAGAAACGAAAGGGUGUGAAACUGAGAAGCGCUGAAAUAGUAAAGAAGGAGGAAUGAGAUGAAAGACUUCCUAUAAGACAAGGGGACCUCUCAAUUCUGUCCUAAAAAACACUUGACUAAUGGAACAGGGGCUGUACCUAAUGUCACACACUGGCACCCAUGCACAUUACAUGCAGCUCUCCACUCUGUUGGUAGGUGUCAUGGGGAACGUUACUAAUAACUACAAAUGCAACUGCUAAAACGGAAAGAAUGCCGUCUUCAGCCAGACUGAGCGUGUCUAGACUACGGAACUGUGUGCUUUGAUUUUGCUGGUGAAAUACAUGGGCUGUAAUUAGCUAUAAUUAUGCAUAUUUAUAGGUUAACUGCAAAGAGAUGAUCACCUUUUAAUAGACUCUUGCUGCAGUCAGCCCAAAAGUGCCAAGCAGAGAACACACGUGUAAUUCGUAUGAUUUGGACAACAUUAUGUAAAAAUAUUAUGUAAAAUAUUCAUAUUAAGUGUUAAUGUGUAUUAAUGCAAUGAAAUAUAUUAAAAACACAUCUAUACACAUUGAUCUCAUUUUAGCUAUGCUCUAACAGAACGAAUAAAAUCACUAAAAUGUUUACAUAAGAACAAGUAAGCAACUACAAGUUAUACUUGUUUCGAUUAGACUGAAUUUGAAUUUUCCGAUGCUGAUAAUGUGUCAAAAGUUAAAGUAGUGUGACACAAAGUGUGAAAAGCAGUCAGUCAUUUAACAAUACAUUGUUUAUCCCUGAGGUUAAUAUUUAGAAAGACUAAAUGUUAAGAUGAUUUUUACAUUCUUUGUAGACAUGCAGCAAAAACAUAACCGAUACUUCAUUAAACGUCCACCUUAUGUCAUCUGAUUGAUAAUUAUCAGCACUGAACUAUCCAAAUAAAAGGAGGAUUAUUAGGGGGGACUAGGGGGAUAUGAAAAUGAAAAUGGAAAAAAGGGACCGUUCUGCCAUCUACUGGUGGAGAUCCAAACAUAGUCCAUCAUCAUAAGAUGAUCAUGCACUGUAUCACAGUCCACGUUAAGAAGUCUGAAUAAUGUCAAUAACAUACACUUAAACUGCUUAAAGGUUAGCUCUGCAGUUUUUCAGGUCUUAAAACAAUAGUCAGGUGUCAAUAUGUUCAGUGAAACCGUUUUUGCUUGCUGUAAUUAUUCCUCCUGUUCACACCGGCCAUGCAGAGAUCCCUUACGCUGGAGGGGACCCACUUGAUUUGUCGAGCUCAGACUGCUGAAGCCUCGUAUUAGCUUCAGCUAAACUUUGGAAAAUAUUUUUGCAUUGAAUGAGGUCUUUGGAAUCAGCAUCCCCUCAUCUGUGACACUGGAAGGGAUCUCUUGAUGGCCUGUAUGAACAGGAUAAAUGAUCAAAGCAAAAAUAGCUAAGCGAAAAAUGUUUAAAUGUUCAUAUAGGCGAGUGAGUAUUGUUUCAAGACUGAAAAAUGGCGAACCUAUUCUCUAAGGCUUCAAUAGCACUAGUUAAUAAUGGACAUUUGAUUUGUGUGUGGGGGGGCCUGAUACUUGAAAGCCUAAUGCACAGUCAGGGUCUAGACUUUUUUUGAAUUAUGCUAUUGAAUCAUCUUACCCUCAUGUUGAUUAAUUUUGUUGUAUAGAAAAGAGGUAGCUGUCAGUCUGGUGAACACAUUAAUAUAAUUUCCUCUCCCUGAAAUAUAGCAAAGAAUCUCACUUAAGAUUUGACCUUAAAGUCAAAGAGAUCAUUGCUGUGACCUCUUUCAAACAUUGAUUAUCGAUGCAGUUGAUUAUUGGAGAAGAAAAAUGAACAAAAGUGGUACUUUUAAUCAGUAAAAAUGAUCAAUAAAACCACAAUGAAACAAAGACAAUUUACAGUAAAUUACUAUCAAACAUAUAAAUAAUCCUGCAGCUAGAUACAGGCUUAGACAUGUAUUUUCUGUAUACACAU
This is a messenger RNA of Xiphias gladius (swordfish), 3985 nucleotides long. RefSeq names its product cell surface glycoprotein CD200 receptor 1. Gene Ontology annotation, molecular function: signaling receptor activity. Bases 1059 to 1994 code for a protein of 311 amino acids. The record is from RefSeq and is a predicted model, not a curated record. NCBI's taxonomy places the organism in Eukaryota, Metazoa, Chordata, Actinopteri, Istiophoriformes, Xiphiidae. Gene Ontology annotation, biological process: regulation of neuroinflammatory response. The transcript is spliced from 6 exons.